GCUCCCUGCAUUCACUUUCAUAUUCACAACAAUCAAGCAGCCUCAGCGUGAUGCAGGAUUGCAGCUACCUGCUGGAUUGAUCAGUGCAAGUUACUACUGUUUUCAGUUAAAGCAAGAUUCUGCCUGCAGUAAAAUAGCUCCUCCCGAGAUCCACCCAGGAGGCUGGAAGUAGAUGUAAUACAGAGUCACAGCACAUUCUGCCUGUCAGUGAGCUAGGAGCAGCAAGAGAGGCAUAAACUGUCUGUAUCCAACAGCUACCACUUCGGACCCAGCCAUGGAAACUCCAGCUCAGAAGCGAGGCAGGAGCGGGCAAACCCCACUGUCCCCAACACGCAUCACCCGCCUGCAGGAGAAGGAAGAUCUCCAAGAGCUUAACGACCGUCUGGCUGUCUAUAUCGACAAGGUGCGUUCACUUGAAUCGGAGAAUGCUGGGUUGCGUCUGCGCAUUACUGAAUCUGAAGAUGUGGUGAGCCGUGAAGUGACAAAUAUCAAGACGGCGUACGAGACGGAGCUUGCCGAUGCCCGCAAGACUCUGGACUCAGUUGCCAAGGAGAGGGCCCGUCUCCAGCUGGAGCUGAGCAAAAUCCGGGAGGAGUACAAGGAGUUGAAGGCAAGGAACUCCAAGAAAGAGGCUGAUUUGCUGUCCGCUCAAGCUCGUCUCAAAGACUUAGAAGCUCUUCUAAAUUCCAAAGAUGCUGCUCUGACCACUGCCCUGGGAGAGAAGCGAAACCUGGACAAUGAACUUCGGGAACUCAAAGCUCAGAUUGCUAAGUUGGAAGGCAGCUUGGCUGAUGUAAAGAAGCAGCUUCAAGAUGAGAUGUUGCGCCGAGUGGACGCUGAAAACCGUAACCAGACCCUGAAGGAAGAGCUGGAGUUUCAGAAGAGCAUUUACAGUGAGGAAUUGCGUGAAACUAAGCACCGUCAUGAGACUAAGUUGGUGGAAAUUGACAGUGGUCGUCAGCGGGAGUUUGAGAACAAACUUGCUGAUGCACUUACAGACAUGCGGGCUCAGCAUGAAGGACAGAUCAGUCUGUACAAAGCAGAGCUGGAGAAGACUUACAAUGCCAAGUUUGAGAAUGCCAAACAGUCUGCAGAGCGUAACAGCAACCUGGUGGGAGAGGCACAUGAGGAGAUCCAACAGAGCAGAAUCCGCAUAGACAGCUUGUCUGCCCAGCUCAGCCAACUGCAGAAACAGCUGGCAGCUAAAGAGGCGAAGUUAAGAGACCUGGAGGAUGCCUUAUCCAGGGAGAGGGACUCCAGUCGCCGAAUCCUAUCUGACAAGGACCGGGAAAUGGCUGAAAUGAGAGCUCGCAUGCAGCAGCAACUUGACGAAUAUCAGGAAUUGCUGGACAUCAAGUUGGCUCUUGAUAUGGAGAUCCAUGCUUACCGCAAGCUACUGGAGGGAGAGGAGGAGAGGCUACGACUUUCCCCCAGCCCUCCUUCACAUAAGCGGUCCUCUAGAACUGGCGCAGCUCAUUCUUCCUUACAUUCCUCGUCCAAGAAAAGGAAACUAGAAGACGGUCAGUCAAGAAAAACCACCUUCAACCAGCAUGCCAGGACCAGUGGGAAGGUUUCAGUUGAAGAGGUGGAUCAGGAAGGAAAAUUUGUGCGUCUGAAGAACAAGACCAGUGAGGACCAGUCUUUGGGCAACUGGCAGAUAAAACGACAGAUUGGUGACGAGGCUCCAAUUGUGUACAGAUUUCCUCCAAGGAUAAAUUUAAAAGCUGGGCAAACAAUAACAAUUUGGUCUGCCGGUUCUGGAACUACAAAUAACCCUCCCACUGAUCUUGUUUGGAAAGGACAGAACUCCUGGGGAACUGGAGACAGCAUCCGUACAGCUCUACUUACCUCUAACAAUGAGGAAGUUGCCAUGCGAAAACUUGUUCGCACGGUAGUGAAUGAUGACGAAGAUGAAGAAGAGGAUGAUGAUGAUGAUGAUGAGGUGAUCCUCCAACACCACCACCACCACCAUCAUCAUGAUGGGCAGAACUCAGGAGACCCUGCAGAAUAUAAUUUGCGCUCCCGCACCAUUAUGUGCACUGCCUGUGGCCGGCCGGCUGAGAAAGGAGCAGGAAGCACCCAAAAUGCUGGAUUGACCACAACCACUGGCACUACAGGCUCCUCUUCUUCCAGCCUCACUCUUACGAGGGCAUACCGUAGCACAGGAGGAGCUGGGGGAAGCAGCGGCCUUGGUGAGAGCUUGGUCACCAGGUCUUAUAUCAUGGGAAACUCCAACCAGCGUGCCCAGGUCCCGCCGCAGAACUGCAGUAUAAUGUAAAGACCUGACAUUUAUCUGCAUCAUUAUACCAAAGUGCCGAAGCUAAAAAAGGAAAGCUGAAACACAAGCCUUAUUUUGUUUUUUGUUGUUCGUUUUUUUUUUUUUUUUUUACUAGAUUUUUAUUUUCUAUGGCAAAUAUUUUAUAAAGAUAAACAGAUUGCCAUUUUUUUUUGUUACAAAGUAAUAUUUGUAUUUGCUUUGAUUUAAGCCAAAGACAAAUAUCUCGGCAUUCUCUACCAACCUCAACUGUGCCAGGAUUGAAGGAAGUAGUUAUACGACCAUCUAUCGUUGAUUUAUUUUUGUUUGCCACAGCUGUAUGUGUGGCAGUGUUUUCAGUGAACUGCAGUGUUGUCCUCCAUAGCAGAAAUUGUGUUAAGGUGUUUUAUAGUUUGUUUUUUUGACAGAAAAGCUCACAAAAUUUGAGUAAGAAACCUUCCAACGGUUAUAACCGCUAAGUUGCAGGUAAACUAGUGGGAUAAAUGUCUCUGACAGACAGGAGCUCAUCAUGUAAUAUAUUAUUAUAUAGUGAUUAUUUGCAGGGUAUAUAACAUAUGCUCAAGAUUGGUCUAUUCGCCAUCCUAAAUAAAUGUCAAUAAAGUUGUACAACUCAAGGGAUCACAGAAAAAAAAAUCAUGUUUGUUUUAAUUACAAUUACCAAGCUAGGUAUGAGUUCCUGUAGGCCUUUGUGUAGUUUAGUAAGUAGUUCCUAUAUCCGUCACAUCUCAUGCUACAGAGGUUUAGAGAUAAAUGUCUCACUACAUAAUUCUGCACUUAAUGAGUAUAAAAAAACAUGCCAAAUUGUGUAGUUCCACUAAUAAUGUUUUUCUGGCUAAGCAGAAAGUACACAGGGCUACAACUCAGGGUGGCACUGUAUUGUCUUGGCUACCAUAUUGCAUGUACCUACAUAUAUUAUAUACAGAGUACCUUUCUUCCUCUUGCAAUCAUAUAUAGUUCAUUCUGUGUGCAUCAUAUACUCAGCUUGGCUUAUUGCUGGUCAUUGUAGGGUACCGUGCCAUAAUGACUCCUUCACUUCUGUGUUACUUGUGCUUUGCCUACUAUACGGUCUGGUUAUCAGUAUUGCCCAUGUUGUAAGGAAUGGUCAUUGUGAAGAAUCUAAUACCAUGUGCUCCUGGAUGGAGAGAGAUUAAUAAAUGCUGAGACCCGGAGGUAUGCCUUUGUUAUAGGAAAAUGGCUGAUAUAUGUAUGUUUUGUUAAAGUGUUGUCUAAGACCCAAUGAAGUUAUUCAUUUCACUGACAAUAUAUUAUGGGGAUCGGCUGAUUCCCAUUCAUUAUCCUCUCUGCUGCCAUUUUCCAUAAAGGCAGAAAUAAUAAAAAAACAAACAUAUGGUUAUGUUUGUUUAACUCUUUAUUGCUAGGGCAUAAUACGUUUUACAUUGAUUAACAUUGUGCCACGUUAGCAAUUUGAAAUCAGGGAUAUUAAAGGCUUUAUCUUGUUACUAAUUAAAGACAGUAAGAUAAGCAAUGAUGUAAAUGAUGAGUUAAGUUGAUAAGUGCCUUAAAGAGAAGAUUGUAAGGGGGAUCAAGUGCCUUAUUGUAUGUGUCACAUACUAUUCCCCCGCAUGGUGCUGGGGUUUAUUUUUCUUGCUAUGCUUUUGUCUAUAUAAUAAAUAAAACUUUAUUACUGCAACAAGCAAAUGUCUGUGCAAAUCUUCCUCUGAAUAAAGUACUCAUAAACCCAUAAA
This is a messenger RNA of Bombina bombina (fire-bellied toad), 3981 nucleotides long. It is a transcript of the gene LMNA, whose product is annotated as lamin A/C. The record is from RefSeq and is a predicted model, not a curated record. Lineage: Eukaryota; Metazoa; Chordata; Amphibia; Anura; Bombinatoridae. The transcript has 13 exons. The coding region runs from base 275 to 2278 and encodes 667 amino acids.